AUGGGGCUCCCCACGCCGCCCUCUGAAUCUCCCUCUGACCCCUUCCCGGAGCCCUCCCGCAAUGGCUAUCCGAAAAGCCUGGCCAUAGGCCGAAACCGCAGCGAUUUGCUUCACGGACUACUUGAUUCAAGCCUUCAACAGGCCCUCGAAGUCCACGAAGGCCUUACCAGACCAGAUCUGUCUGAAUACCGAAACUCUUGCUUGUGGCAACAGGAUUUCUGGUCCGAAGAUGCUAUCAAGCUUCCUACCUUGACGCACUGUUCGGCAGUGGAGAAAUACUGUCAUGUCUUUCGCUAUGUUAAUAUGCUUAUAGCCAGGAGUUCGGAUCAGGAACUACGGCUUUGCAGCUCACGCAUGUUAUUAUAUCUAUCUUAUGAAACACUAACACAGAAAUGGCGGCGUGAUUUGCGUUCUGGAAACCUAGAAAAUCCCAAGCAGCAUCAUGCUUCAACCCUCACAACCGAUUAUCUGCUGAGGUACAUGUAUCCGGAGACGUGGGAUUCAAUGGAUGUGGUAGCAAAGAAAUCACUCCGAAGGAAACUCCAAGAUGAAAAGAGACAGGAUAGUCGCUGGUGGCGAGCGAGCCGCAAGCGUAUUAAGCCUUGGGGUUUUGCUAAAAAUCACAAAGAAGUCCCUCUAUGGAAGCUUGAUACUAUUAUCAACUACGUUGCUAAUGCCCACCCUGCAGCGGUAUCGCUUUAUUGUGAAUUCGAUGCUAUGAAAAUUGAGAAGAACUGGGUGCAUUAUGACCCUGCCACUCUGUCUCAAGAACUUAUCCAAAGUGUUUUUGAGCAAUAUGUUUAG
This is a messenger RNA of Paracoccidioides brasiliensis Pb18, 804 nucleotides long. RefSeq lists its product as uncharacterized. The record is from RefSeq and is a predicted model, not a curated record. Bases 1 to 804 code for a protein of 267 amino acids. The transcript has 4 exons.